This is a messenger RNA of Osmia lignaria (orchard mason bee), 5412 nucleotides long. RefSeq lists its product as uncharacterized. NCBI's taxonomy places the organism in Eukaryota, Metazoa, Arthropoda, Insecta, Hymenoptera, Megachilidae. The record is from RefSeq and is a predicted model, not a curated record.
CAACGAGUACGCGGAGUAGUAUCUUCCGGAUGCGAAUCUCUGAAAAAACAGUAUUACACUGGUGGGUACUCCAGCUGCUAGAAUACCCUUGCAGCUUUUCAUAGUACUUUGGUUUCUUUGCGAUUGCCGGUCGUCCAGCAUCCGAGUAGCUUGAUGGUUGUUCAAACUCGUGUUUUCGUUCUAAAAUUCCGAGUACCAAGAUGCUACACGUAAUCUAGUUGUACGUAACAAAUCAUACAAUUACGUUCUACGAGGACGUCUAAUAGGAUAAUACUUCUAAUACAUCAACCGUUUGACUCGAAAAUGGGAUUGUUAGGAUGGAGGAUAAAUCGGGAUAUUGCAACUACAAAGCAAUAUCAUCGUAGGAAAUUUUGCGCCAGUAUAUCGGCAGUUGAGCCUAGACGAGAUAUUUAAUGGUAUCUGGAAAAGCAGGAUACGUCGAGUUCUGGAAUGAUAUGCAAAUGGAAGGCAAACAGCGAAUCUAAUUCGUGGAAAUUGGAUUCGCGUGUAACGCGCACAGACUACGUCUUUCUUUCCUUCUUACUUGUCCUCCCAACUGUCUGUCUUGUCGAACUCUCCGAACUUUUCCUUCUUAACAAAUAAGAAAAGUUUCUUCCGAGGUGCGUCACGGGAAUGGACCAAGUUCUGCAAAGUGCAAGAAACCAAUAUGUUUUCAGACCCUAGUAUAUCAAACAGCUCCGUGCCUUUCCCCAUCGAGGAUCCCACGCGAACAUUAACCAUUUAGGAAUUAUUUCGAAGAUUCGACGCGCGCAAGGGGAAAGAGUAUAUCUUUGAAAUUUCUCAAAUAUUUCAAGUACAGAUAUAUGUAGGCGUAGACAUCCUAUUUGCGCUCGAGAAACGAGGAGUUUCGAAGCAAAAGCGGUUUUAUCUAACCAACAGAAAGGAAACAAACGGACCGUACCGGCAUGCGAAGCGGAACGCAGAUAUGCUGCAAGUUAUUCAAGCUCUAUUCGAGUAGCCUUAUCUGACAGAAAAUCUUCUCUGAGAAACGGUCAACUUGAAAACUUUAGUAAUCGGAAUAAUAAAUCCUUUCUUCUUGGCGAAUUUUCAACCUGACUGUAUGCGAUCGCUGCUUUCGCGUGUUCCCUUGACCCUUUUAUAUUUGGCUCGACAAACUUUCCUCUCUAAAUCGAGCUAACAACUAUUUCAUCCUCGUUACAAUUAAAUUUUCCUACCGAUGUUUCCUCGCUGAAAUUCUAAUGGAAUUUGUACGGAGCUGGAUCGUUCUAUUUUUGGAAAAAUUACCGAUCGGCGUACAUCACUUAACGGUAGCAAAUAUUUUAUCGCGAUAACGUCGGAGUGCUUCUAAAAUAAAACUGUUCAUCAGAAAUUCAUUGAUAUCGACUAGUGAAAAAAGCACAUUCGUAGCGACGAUUAAUAAAGAAAUUACUUGAAUGAACAGCACCAUAAUCCGCAAGGGGUUGAAUAACACUCGGAGAAAGUUCUCCCUUGUAAGAAAAUAACGAUGCAAGUUUAUUACUUGGUUCGUGUAUACGCACCGGUUGGUUCGACGAAAACUACCCUAUCGUAGAAAGAAAACCUAAGCGUUUCCGUGUAUCGUAUAACUUCGAAAGAAUAUCGGCAGGGUAGGAGUGGAUCUAGGUUGAACGUAGAGCAAAACGUCGGCAUAAAUAGAGGGACUAUCUUCGACGUGUUCUCUGAAAUACAAAGGAGUAAUCGGUAUCCGUAGCUCGGUUCCAAAAUAAAGGGUGCUUCGACCUCUCGCCGAGUCGAAUACAAAAUACGAUUAACUAGCUAUUGCGUUCGCUGAGAUAACAGUCUGCUACGUGACUCGAUCGUAAUUUAUCCAAUCUAAGACAGACUUGUUCGUUUUACCUAAAAUAAGGAAACCAACGUGAAACCUCUUGUACCCUCGACGUGGGCGUUUUCCAAGCGAAACGCGUACACGUGGGAUCUUCCGCAGGAAAUACGAAUAUUUUAUACUCACUUGACUUGGUUUACAUCUGAAUGCGGGCUGAUAUCGCCGUCUCAUCCGUCUGGGACAGCAGGCGCACAAGAUUCUCACGAAAGCUCUGCAAAACGAAAGGAAAACUUUGUUGUAAUUCGACAGGGGCGAUGUUUACGACCAGCUCUUCGUAAUACAUAGCCUCUCGGGAUACUCUUAAUUAAUAAUAAGAGUUGAUAUCAAAAUCUUACCGAAUCGAACUUCAGUUCUAUAGAGGAAUAAAAGUUGGAGGAAAAGUUAAACUCGAACGUUUCACGGUGUUUGCCGGAAGCUAAUUAUCAAAACGAUUCGAGCCAACUUUCUUGCGAGAAGUUUCCCCUCGAAUCAACUCCGAGAUUUGAAAAGAUUUUUCGAAUCGCUCGAGCGACAGAACGCGGAGCCAAUAACGCAACCUUCGCCGUAGGAAAAUGUAAAACCUUGCUCGAAAGUUGGUCACAUCGUCGACUGCUCGCGUUUUUAACGUCAGCAUCGCAUGACUGAGAACGCUGUUUCGAAUAUCGCGCGCAACUAUUUGCAUAAGCCACAUCACGGUGGAAGCGUGACAUGCGACCUCUAAUACAAACAUCAGAAUUUCAUUUUCCACUCUAUAAACAGUCUUUCUGAAAGACCCCGUUCGGCUGGUUCAAUUUCAACUCUGACCUUCCGGCGAAAUGAAAUUUUACAUUUCGUAAUUAUGCGCAAAGUACAUAUUUACAUUGUCGCUUACAUAUUUUCGGUCAAAGCAACGCAACGAAGUACUCGAUUCUGCGGUACUUUAUACAUACGCGUUUAACGACGAUCAAACCCCCUUUUAACGAUAAUGUUACAACUGCACGGUCAUUCGAAAGAUACGUAUCUACCAAAGUACACGUAGUCCUUGGUUAUCUCGUUCUCGAACAAAGUUACCCCUACCACAAAAGUCGCUUACACCUUUGUGAUAGUCCAGUUCUGGAUCUGUCGUUGCUGAAGUUCCGCAGAAAUGUCGAUGUUUCCAAUCCAUUCUCGACCUUUAACUCCGUUCAUCCUCGUUCUCUGCCACACCGCUUCCUCUAUCAUGGUACCUCAGAGCUACCUCGAACUACAUCGUCAAGAAACUCCAGGAAGAGAUCGUGGAUUCAUCGUCGAAGACGUGGCGGUUGAUCAGCGUGAACGGGAAGAAUUCUCAAAGUCGAUCCCUUGUGUCAAGAGUUUCUUGACAAAGUACAUAGAGAAACCAGCCUGGACUUCGUUCAUGGUUCUGGACGGAGAUAAGAACCCCCAGGAGUUUGCCCACUCGCUCGCGACGAGUUUGGAUUCCAAGUUCGCGUUCUUCAAGUCCUCUGCUGAUCUGGACUUUGACGUACUUCAACCAGCAUUCGCUACGAUCCUUCUGAUGUUAAACGCCACCAGCCUCGACGAUAGUUUCUACGUAUUGGACCCCUGUGAUCGGGGCUGUCCUUUCGUCUGCGUGCUGACGACCACCUUCCCGGACGAACAGAGUUUCCUGAAUCAAUCGGAUAUUCUGGUUCAGUCCAUGUGGACGAGAAGAAUUUCGAAGGUGAUAGUUUUAGCAAAGGUUCGCGAUACAAUUCUCGCUGCCGGUAGCCGGACCUUUCAACCGAAUCAGCUCUGCGUACCUUCGUCUACUGUUGUCUUGGACGAAUGCAAAGAGAACUCGUGGAGCAAACUGAAAAAGAUUCGCGCGCCAAGAUGGAACGAGUGUAUUCUGAAGGUGGCCUACUUUGACAAAUCGCCUCAAGUGAUCACGGUGAAUGGUUCGGAACAUCUGAAGGGGUUCGAGGGAAGCUUGAUCGAGGAGGUGAUGAGAGGGCAGUGGAUUGAUCGGGAGAAGGUAGAAUGGAACGACAACACCAGUUUCGCGGAACAGGUACAAAUGCUUCUCUACGAUGACGUCAUGGCUGACCUGGUGGUAGGUGGAAUUCUGCAACAGUCUAACGAUGAAAUUGGUUACUCUUCCACCUACGACAUGUUGAAGGUGGUCUGGCUAAUCCCAAAGGUACCCAAUGUAUCCUUGAAAGGGUUGAUUCAGCCAUUCGAUUCGUACGUUUGGGCGGCUGUAGGUGGAUCCUUGUUGCUCGGCGGUGUUAUCAAGACCUUCCUGAGUCGCGAUUUGACGUGGUUGGACAUAUUUGCCUUGAUAAUCGGCGUGCCCACUGUUAAACAACCCAGUAAACUCUCCGGUAAGAUUCAGUUCGUCUCGUGGAGCAUAUUUGGAUUAUUUCUAACACAACUGUACGUGGAUUCGCUUGCUGAUCAGCUGAUUAACGUGUCAGACUUCAAACUCGAAACCAUGAAGGAAUUGGUGGAUUCGUCGUUCGAAAUUGGAGGUACAGCGGCGUUCACGAGUCUUUUCGACACAUUCAAAGAUGUCGACGAGAGUCUGUCACAGAUACGCGAGAGAUUCGUCACGUUCGAUCAGAUUACGUAUCUGAAACAAUACCAGGAUCUGUUGGCGGGAAGAAACAAUUCUUUCGCUUUGGUCGUCGUGUUGAAUUCCUCGCGCAGCCAUGCUAUCGAAACGGUGCACUCGUACACCAUAACCACCGAGCCGAUAUGCAAUUUUCCGCUCGCACUGGCCACGUGGAAAGGAUUUCCGUAUCUUCAGCGUAUCAACGAGAAAAUCAUGCGACUGAUCGAUUACGGCUUCCUGGAUUUUAUGAUCAAUAUGGCGAUAUCGAAGGACGCGUUCGCCAUGUUCGCGAUCGCCGAAGACGAAGCGUACAAAAUGGAGCUUCAUUUGCAACAAUUCGUUCCAGCUUUCCUUCUCGUGAUCAUGGGAUUCUCCGUUGGAUUUAUUCUACUUAUUAUUGAAAUCAUUUUUCACCCGUCUAAGCUUCUCGAAUAACAUUCAAUUGUUUUUGGUUAAAUAAUUAAAUUUUGUCACGCGAAACAAAUUGUUGCCGUUCUUGAGAGAAGGACGAACGGCUGGAUAUCGUUUAACCAUAGAUUAUCGGCUCUCGCUUCUAUGAAUUAUAGACGGAUAUUGGAUUGCGGCUGAGCGGACGCUCGCGCGAGUUAGGCGUGCUGUAACCUUUCCGUCGAACCCGUCAAAGUAGCCGAUCCGUGUCAAGGACAUACACGAUACUCGAGUAAUUUGUGCGGUGACAUCGUUCGUUACCUGUUCUACACCGUUCCCCGUUGAUUCCGUGCAUCCUGUGAAAAUGGCGAACAAUGAAAAUCCAAUAGACGUAUUUAAUCGGACGCAAUGAUAUUCAUGCCGUGCGUCGCCGACCUUUCGGACGAAUUCUCAGGGAGCCGAGAUGUCGAAGCCCAAAGAGAACGAUAACCUGUGUUAACGCGAAAGAAAGGCGAGGAUAUCCAUCUUUCUCGAUACUUAAUUUCGUCCCUUGGUUAUAUCCAACUCGAAAAAUAAUCCCCGUCCGGUCGUUCACUGGCUUAUUCACGAUCGAAUCAGCUGCCAUUCGAAGCCGUGGCUCGUGAUCGAA